GUGAAACUAUCAAUCUCCCGAGGCAUUGCGUGGGUUCACAAAAAUCCAAAGAAAGAAAAACUUUUUAAACGCUUCUGGGCAAACACGUGCCCCCACCACCAUCGUCAGACUUUGCCUCUGCAUGCAGAGAGUGCACAUUAAAUAAAAGCUUUUCUUUUUCUUUUUUUUUUUAAAUGAUCGGUUCAUUGAUGAUUGGCAUUUUCAGUGGUUGGGAGCGCAGUAUAUAAACUCUGUAAAAGCCUGUUAUUCACUCAGAAGAAGUUGAGCUGAGAGCAUCAGACAUCACACCGACAGGAGACAAGAUGGUUACACAAAGCCAGAAAUACCUGGAGAACGCCCUCCUCGCAGCAGUGGCAGCGCUGCUUCUUCUGACUGCAGCAGGACAGUCUGCUAUACUGCCCGACGAGCUCCAGACCACAGCAACUCCUGCUCUGUUAAACUCGUCUCUGCUCACACAGCUCAACAGCAGUAUGGGGAAACCUCGGCUUCUGGGCUUACACAGAGCAUGUAGAAGUGAACAUGAAAAAUACUGCGAAAACGGUGGAGAGUGCAUGUACCCCCAAGACAGCGACAAACCUUCAUGCAUCUGCACGUCUUCUUACACCGGGCCUCGCUGCCUGUUCUUCAAUGAUCGCACUCACACUCUGCCUGAGUUAGAGCAACUGAUUGCCAUCAUCUUUGGGGUGGCCAUGCUCAUUAUUGUCCUGGCCAUCAUCAUUUUCUGCUUGGCCUAUAAUAGGUGUAUAAAAUUGGCACCACUAAUCAAGGCUGCACCGUCCGUGUGACCCCUACAACUCCUCUGUUCGUCAUCAUCUUUUUCAGCUGCACCACCGUUUUUAAUAUUUAUUUAUAAGCCACAACAUUUCAUCAUACUGUGUGAUCAGCAGCGUUGGAAAAGGAUUUAAAAAGAAAUUAAGAGACAGUAUAGACUUUUUUUUCCUUUAUUGGACGUUUGAUGUGCAUAAGGAUGACCACUAUUCAGAGGAAAAGAUUAAAGUGUGUUUAUGUUAAACAGAGUAAGACAUUAAUCACUUCAUUGCCUGUUAAAGAAUGAGUGAGAAUAAAUAUGACUAUUUAUUGUAAUAUUACAAUUAACUUAUUGAAAGUUCAGUUUAUUUAAAAUGUAAUAAAUGUAUGUGUUGCUGACAUUACUGUGGUAAAAGAUGAAUAAACAUACAAACACAUUAUUAACUUA
Messenger RNA from Etheostoma cragini (Arkansas darter), 1195 nucleotides. RefSeq names its product epithelial mitogen homolog (mouse) (gene epgn). Bases 303 to 785 code for a protein of 160 amino acids. The record is from RefSeq and is a predicted model, not a curated record. Gene Ontology annotation, biological process: positive regulation of cell population proliferation; positive regulation of mitotic nuclear division; epidermal growth factor receptor signaling pathway. The transcript has 5 exons. NCBI's taxonomy places the organism in Eukaryota, Metazoa, Chordata, Actinopteri, Perciformes, Percidae.